Messenger RNA from Polyodon spathula (Mississippi paddlefish), 2839 nucleotides. RefSeq names its product regulator of G-protein signaling 3-like. NCBI's taxonomy places the organism in Eukaryota, Metazoa, Chordata, Actinopteri, Acipenseriformes, Polyodontidae. The transcript has 7 exons. Bases 171 to 1325 code for a protein of 384 amino acids. The record is from RefSeq and is a predicted model, not a curated record.
AGCCCUCUGCUUCAUAACAGCAACUGACAGACACUGCUAGUGCCAGCAAACUGCUGACUGCAGCCUGGGAUCCAGCACAGAUUCUGGGGCACCUUGCCUUUCCCCCUGAACACAGAGGAAAGCACCAGCAAUACUGCAGGGACAGAUGCCAACCGCACACUCCUAACAAGAUGCGCAGGUCUAGCUCUGAAGGCUCCGUUCUCCAUUGCGAGUUCCUGCCCUGGUAUAAGACUGCCUUCCGGAAGCCUGGUACCUGUCCCAAGAGAGAAGAGCAAGCCAGCCUAGGAGACGAGCCACAGGACAACACUGACAGCACUGGGCUUAUAAACUUGGAGAGUGGGCCUUCCAUUACAAAGACAAAACCGAAUUGCUAUGAAACGGAACCUUCAUGCGCGGGGGAGGAGCCUGUGGCUCAGGGGGCGGGGCUACCCUAUUUUGGGACAGUGCCUGAAGUCCGCAUUGAAAAGGAGUUUAGUUUGAGCUCUGACGCUUUGCCCUGCCUGGGAUUACAAGCGGAAGGGCAAAGCAGUGAAAGUUUGAUGGCUGCAGAUUGUUUUCUGGGAGUAGCAGGAUUGUCUGGGGUGUCCCGGGCAUACAGCGACAGCGAGCUAGCCCGUGACGGAGCUGCUGAAGGCUUGACAGGCAGUCAGACAAGCAGCAGUGACAGUGGCUGGAGCCUCCCAACUCCUGAGACACUGAGGAGGGAAAGCCCUCAAGGGAAGCUGGCUGCAGCCAAAGUGCAUCUUCAGAUCCUUUUCAGGCCUCCCAGGCGGAACACUUCCAGUAUGGAGCCUGACCUAGAUAACGCUGAUGAGCACAGCCGACAGAAUCGGAAAAGACGGCUGGCCAUUCUGAAGCGUUGGAGUGAGGCUGGCAGCACAGGGACCUCCAGCAACCUCAGAACACUCAGACCAAGUUCAGAGGAAGUGAAGAAAUGGUCUGAAUCACUGGACAAUCUUCUUGAUCAUCGCUAUGGUCUGGCUGCAUUCAGAGCCUUCCUGCGCUCGGAGUUUAGUGAAGAGAAUCUAGAGUUCUGGCUGGCUUGUGAAGACUACAAGAAGACAUGGACCAGCUUUAACCUGCAGCGCAAGGCUAAGAAGAUCUUCAACCAAUACAUUAAAACACAGGCCCCAAGAGAGGUGAACUUGGAUUCAAAGACGAGAGAGAUUACCUCCCAGCUGGUCCUCAAUCCCACGCGCUCGUGCUUCGACCAGGCUGAGAAACGAGUCUACGGGCUAAUGGAGAAAGAUUCUUAUCCCCGCUUCCUUCGUUCGGAGCUCUACCAAGAACUGCUCGAACCACAGCAGUCCAACGGCAACCUGUAGACCAGCACAGUCCAAACAUGUUUCAUCCUGCGUCUAAACGUGAAGCCUUAUCAUGGGCUUUCCUUCUAAACGAUCUAACAGAAACAUGUUCAUAGUCUCAAUAGGACCUUGAACCUGAACUGGCUUGAAAAAUAAAGCUACUGGGAAAUAUCCAUAGCACUUCAUAGAGCCCUGUAAUGCUUUUCUGCAUUGUGGCUAGGCAAUGUGGAUUUAACAUAAUGCAAGGGGCAGUGAUGCGUGAUAGACUGCCGUUACGGAUUCUGGCCCCCGUCGGUAAGAUGAGGUCAGGAACGCUUUAACCAUGCGUGCAGGUGAGAACGUCUCUUUUACAUAGCGGUUAAGGUGCUCACCUGUGGUGGGCGUGGUCGCUGGUCCGCACCCAGAGCGUAUACUGUAUAUAUUAAAAUGUCUUUGCUGAGAUACAGUCAGCUACUUUCUUUUAGUAAAUGAAAUAUAUUUUUGGUUGGUUUCACAUACCCUGACUAGCAUCUUGGUUUACAUGAUGUUACUUUAGAUAAGAUGAAACCAACUGUCUGUUUUACAGUGCUUUUUGUUCUUGUUGUUGUUGGUGAUGAUGUGUAUUUAUUUUGUAUUGCUCCUCAAGAACUCCCUGGUAAUCAAUACAGCUCCGUCCUAAGGUUAUCUCUUUACAAGAAACGCAUUAAUUUGCCUUUGCAGUUUUCAUGUUAUCCUGAUCAAUAUAAUCACAAAGACUUCUCUCUUAUCAUAUCCUGUGCAUCACUGAUAAUGCCCCCUCGUGCAACAAUGCUCUUGAUUGAAAAGUCUACUGUAGGAACAGUAAAAACAGCAGUGUUGUUGCAGGAGGGAGCACAAUCUGGUUACACUACGAUGUUCAUAAGACUAAUUGUCUUUGUCCUGGUGAACCCACGCAAGAAAUUGUUUAUUUUAUGACCCCUGAAUAAUGUUGAAUAACAUUUUGAUGCUUAACAGUCAGCAAGGAAUAAAGGGAAAGUAAUGUGACCACAGCAAGGUGUUCUGUAACCUUUUAAGUAAUGACGAGCCAUAUUUUCAAAGCAGUUACUCCAGUCUUUAAGGUGAAAAUUCAACAGAAUCUCCAAACACCUGGAGAAUGCUUAAGAUGCAUCCAAUUACAUUAAUUAUUAUAGUUAUUGAAAUAUAUGAUAGUAGUUUUGUAGUCAGUAGAUUUUUAAGUCCAUUAAAGAGUGGAAUAAACGCUUUGAAAAUAUAGCCCGAUAUUACUUGUUAUUUACUCCACAGUGCAGACCCUCCCUCUUACAUCUUGAUAUUCCUUCACUCAUUAAAUACAUGUAUAUUUUGAGAAUCUGAGUCAUUUUAAAUAAAGCCUAUAAUCUGAUGUAUUCCAGUGGAAGAGCAUAAGAACAGUACUGUCACUUCUUGUGAAUCUGUGACCUUUUACUUAUAAAUGUUGCACAAAAAAAACCCCAAAAACUUCUCAAUGCAUGAGUGUUAAAAUAACUGUAACUGGAAUAGUUUAUUUGUAACUCUUAUCAGCAUAAACAGCGUUAUCUGUU